Nilaparvata lugens (brown planthopper) is the source of this 439-nucleotide messenger RNA. RefSeq names its product phospholipase A2 phospholipin-like. The record is from RefSeq and is a predicted model, not a curated record. The coding region runs from base 36 to 434 and encodes 132 amino acids. The transcript has 3 exons. Gene Ontology annotation, biological process: arachidonate secretion; phospholipid metabolic process. Lineage: Eukaryota; Metazoa; Arthropoda; Insecta; Hemiptera; Delphacidae.
AUACCGUGGUAUUGACGAUCGUUUCGACCUGUUGUAUGAUGAUCAUCAGUCUGAUCGUCACUACCAAACAAACCCAAACAACAGACAGAGCUUCUGUCGUCUUUGAAGGUGAUGAUCGGCCGACCUGUGGAGAUCAGACUGGACCAGAUGUUGGAUCUGAUGGACCAGUGCUAUCUGCUGGGAACACCGUCAAUGCUGAGAAGGCAAUCGAUAGAGCUACUAGAGGUUCUGGCCCCAACCCCAGUACGCUGCUCAGUGGUAUUCUCCCAGGAACCAAAUGGUGCGGUUCGGGCGACAUUGCUGAGACGUAUUACGACCUGGGAACAGAGACGGACAUAGACAAGUGCUGUCGGAAUCACGACAUCUGUCCGUCAAAAGUGCGACCGAAAACUGUCCGAUACAACAUGACUAACAACUCGCCUUACACAAAGUGAGUCAA